This is a messenger RNA of Yamadazyma jaroonii, 390 nucleotides long. NCBI's taxonomy places the organism in Eukaryota, Fungi, Ascomycota, Pichiomycetes, Serinales, Debaryomycetaceae. The record is from the annotation of a GenBank genome assembly.
AUGAGUGAUUUCGAACAAGAAGAGUUGGAUAACCCUUUGAGGGUCAUAAUACUAUUAAACCCUGAAGUAGUGAAUGACGAAGGUUUAGAAAAAGAGUCGAAGGAUUCUGGAAAAGAAGAAUCAGAAGAAUCAGAAAUUGCUCCCAAAGAAAUAGUUACCGAUGAUUUAACUGAAAGGUUAAUGGAUUAUGUUCAAACUAUGGAAGAAGUUGAUGAAUUUUUCAAUGAAUUCGAUGAUAAAAUAGCUUACCCUAAUGAAGGACAUAUCAAAUAUGAAGUGGGAUCAGAUGGGUUAGUGGUAAUUUUGGUUGAUACUGCUGAUUUGAGAGAUAAGGUAGUGAAAUUUAUUGAUGAAUUUAAUGAAAAAGAUGAACCAAAGAGAAAGAGGUAA